AUGUCUGCUGAGGAGAAAAAUGGCAAGAUUAUUGAUAAAGGGCGAGAUACCGUGCUUAAGUUGCCUUUUUCGUUUGAGGUAGCACAAGCUCUAGAUUCUUAUCCACUUGUUAUUACCAUAUUGCAGACUCUUCAAGCUGCCGAUCUUCAGCACUUAUCUUCAUCCACGAUCGACAAUUCUUCAAUAAGUAAAGCCUUGGAUAGUGAAGCAGAUAGUGGAAGUAUCAGCAAAGUUAUUUUCAAAGUUAGUGAACAAAUUGGAGCUGGUUUGUCGACAAUUUCCACUUCGUACUUCUUUGUCAAGGUCCAGAAGAGACUAGCUGAUAAAGACCAGAGAUUGGCUAUUAUCUACAAAAUCAAGAAGAACUACUAUGGAAUAGCCUAUUUGGCCGAGGGUAUUAACUUUAAAGAUAUUGCUGUAGAAUCGAAUCAAAGAAUAGCCUCUUUUGGAACAAAAGAGAUUAUAGUUGAUUACAUGUCUUUAGAUGAAGAUCUUCAUUUGCAAGGUAGCGACGACAUGGAAAUUGACCAGAUGUUGGAGAAUUUCUCCAUGGAUCCUCCGAUGAAUAAUAAUCUUUCUGAAACUAAGCUGGAUGCAACCAACUCUGCGAAUGAUGCCAAUAUUCUUGUGUCUCCUUCUUCUAUUGAAGAUCCAGUCAUUUUUCUCAAAUCCAGAUACUACAACACGCUUUAUUCACUUACGACACCACUAAGCUAUAUUCCCAAAACUGCAAUAGCGAGGUUUCGAAAUUUAUGUUCAAAUGAUAAUAGGAAGAUCUCUGAUCUAUUGGCAGGGUUGUGCCUUUCAGUACAUCAAAUGGAUGCAAGACACCACGGCAAACAUGGUGUCCUCCAAUUGAUCAGCUCAGAAAAUGUAGAUACUAAUCUUCAAAUAAGUAAAUUAGAAAUUCAGAACCAACAGGAUUUCAUUUCGAGACACGAAAAGAUAAUUCAAGAUAUUCUCAAAACUGAAAAGCCAUCUUCGAACCAUCCGAUAGUAACGGAUGCUGCCGGCAAGGUAACGCAAGAGUCAAGCGAGAAAAAGUUUCAGAGAAUAGUUCUAGAACUAAAGAUGAGGGAAGCACAAUUGCAGACGAUUCUAUUAUUCGAGCUACUUCAUUCUUGGGAUAUUGACGAGAGCAACUUCUUGGAAUCAAAUGCGAAGAAAUUAGAAAAAGAAGAGAAGAAAAGAGCAAAAGAGUCCAAUGUUCCACUUGUUCGGAAAAAGAAAUCAAAGUCUACAAGAAAAAUUGUACCAACAUUCUUAGGAAUGGGAGUAGACGUAAAUGAAAAUAGCACUACGUUCCCAACUGCAUUGAUCGAUCAACUAACAGUCUACAAGAACCUAAAUGCUAUUGUAGAUCGAAUGGGACUAUGGGACAUGCUACUUGGAAGUUCAGAGAAGAAAGACAAUGAAAACUCUAUUGGAUUCAUUGCCUACGUGUUGGUGCCAUACUACAAUAAGAAGCUUCCACUGAUUGUAAAGUAUGUGGUUGACAGAGUCAAAGAUCUGAAUUUGAAAAUGAAGGUCAACAAAGCAGAAAGAAAGUUGACGAGUAGAAAGGACUCACCAGAACUUCCUUCAAAUACUCCUAAUGAAACCACACAUACUCCGAUCGAAGAACAGAAGAAAAAGUCUUCCAAAUACAAGAAAGUGGUAUUGACCAGAAAAGUUCCGAAACUAGAGAAGUCUUUAACAUCAGGAUUAGAGGAUGAAUACAAUCUCAAGCCUGCAUUAUCAUUGAAAAGAUCAUCUUCAAACCUCUCCUAUAAGAACCUUAAGAAGAGGUUAGUCGAUUUGAACGAUAGCACAGUAGAAAAGAAUUCUUCCAAUUCCAAGGCAAAUAGACUGAAUAGUCUAUCAGAGAAAUCAAGUCAACAAACUCAGUCAUUUAUAUUUGGAAAUGCCAAAAAAACACGUCUCAAAUCAACAGUUCCUCAGCGUAAUCACUCGCUGGCUCAGAUUCUUGCAACUCCAAUGAAAAACAAAAGUGCCCCAAUUAUUCCGAUAGCAUACACGGAUUUGAAAAGGGCUCUGAUUACAGAUUCUCACUCUCAAGUAGAAGCUACACCCAACAAUGCUGUUCGAGUAAUUGACAUGUCUGACGUGAUCAAUACUCCUGAAGAUCAUUUUGUCAAUCUUAAGCACAACGUAUUUACGCAGCCAAAGUCACAUUCUGUUUCAGAUAAGCUAAUGAGCGUAUCACUUGCUGUAGAUAAUGGUAGCCAUAUAACGUCAAGUCCAGUAAAAUCUCCCGGAUUUCAAAGUAAUGUCAAUAUCACUACAGAUCCAAUUCAGGUCGAAAGUACUCCUAUUGCUUCCGUAAGAAGAAAUAAUAUCAUCAAUUCAGCUAAUAGUUCAAAGUCAAAGAAAAAGAGUAAACCAGGUGAACCGGUGUCGGCUAUGGAAUCACCAUUUUAUAGAGCUAGAUGGAAUGGCUCACCAAGCCAACCGGAUAGAAACCACUUAAUGGAACAGGUAAUUUCUGAUGACGAAUUGCCUUCUGAACAAGCAUUUACGUUUUCGGGACCGUCGUCCAAAACGUAUACAGACCAGUCCGACAAUGAACUGGAUAU
Scheffersomyces stipitis CBS 6054 is the source of this 2576-nucleotide messenger RNA. RefSeq lists its product as uncharacterized. The record is from RefSeq and is a predicted model, not a curated record. The annotation marks the transcript as partial. The transcript has a single exon. Gene Ontology annotation, cellular component: DNA replication preinitiation complex. Gene Ontology annotation, biological process: DNA replication initiation. NCBI's taxonomy places the organism in Eukaryota, Fungi, Ascomycota, Pichiomycetes, Serinales, Debaryomycetaceae.